CACCAUCUCCCUCAAUACUCCUCAACUCAUUCUCUCUCCUCGCCUCUGUUUCUCUCUCUACAACAGAACUUCUGAAGAAGUCGCCAUGGCUAAAGCAGUCGCCUUCUUCAUCUUUAUGACCCUCCUCCUCUGUAUCUCCUCAACACAUGCAGCCAGUCGUCACCCCGCCGCAGAUGAGCCUAGCUCUGCUCAGGGUUUCGAUGAAGAGCAGGCGGAUUUGAGCUGUGAUGGAGUUGGGGAAGAAGAAUGUUUGAUGAGGAGAACUCUGGUGGCUCACAUUGAUUACAUUUACACACAGGGGAAGAUUCAUGACUGAUCUUUGGCUAUGGAUUAGGGCUUCUAGGGUUUGGAAUUUCUAUGCUGGUUUUCUGAAUGUAAUCAUCCAUGUUUAUAUCUGAAUAAUGAUGAUAAUGGCUUUGGGGAUUU
Messenger RNA from Dendrobium catenatum, 426 nucleotides. RefSeq names its product phytosulfokines 5-like. The transcript is spliced from 2 exons. Gene Ontology annotation, molecular function: growth factor activity. Bases 86 to 316 code for a protein of 76 amino acids. NCBI's taxonomy places the organism in Eukaryota, Viridiplantae, Streptophyta, Magnoliopsida, Asparagales, Orchidaceae. Gene Ontology annotation, biological process: cell population proliferation. Gene Ontology annotation, cellular component: extracellular region. The record is from RefSeq and is a predicted model, not a curated record.